This is a messenger RNA of Medioppia subpectinata, 1606 nucleotides long. Lineage: Eukaryota; Metazoa; Arthropoda; Arachnida; Sarcoptiformes; Oppiidae. The record is from the annotation of a GenBank genome assembly.
UGUGUUGUGGGCGCGUUGGUGGUGAACGAGCGGUAAGGGUGUAGGGCUGGUGUGAUUGGUUGUAAAUGCCGGUGCGUUUGAAUGGACCAAUGAGGGUGAGGCCAUUGACUGGUAGUCUCUAUACCAGUGCUAUGCGAUGCGAAUGCAUGCAAUGGCAAUGCAGUCAAUGUGUAUACUCUCUAUGCGAGUCCUAUUCGAAUGCUAUACCAAUGCUAUACUAAUGCCAUACUCUCUAUGAUAUGCUGUGUAUGCGAUGUAUGCUAUGCUAUGAGUGGUAAUACCAUAGCUCUAACAUAGCCUCCCAUUGGAUUGCAUUGGAUUUGUAUUGUUGUGAACACUGCUGUGAAUACUGUGCACUGCAUUGAGGCUCUCAUAGAGACUGCAUUACGUUCUAUACAUUCAAUACAUUCGUACAGACUUUGCAUUCAAUUCUACCAACACUUGAAUCCAAGUUUUGAAUUUGUCUUUUGCUCAACAAAUACUAAACCCAUUCGCUAUGCCGAAAGAGCCGGGCAAACCUCGCGGUCGUAUGUCUGCGUACGCCUACUUCGUGCAGACGUGUCGAGAGGAGCACAAGAAGAAGCACCCGAACGAGAACGUGGUGUUCGCCGAGUUCUCGAAGAAGUGCGCCGAACGCUGGAAGACCAUGAAUGACAAGGAGAAGAACCGCUUCCACGUGUUGGCCGAGAAGGACAAGAAGAGAUACGACGGAGAAAUGGCUAACUAUAAGCCCCCGAAGGGAGAGAAGGGCGGCCGCAAGAGGAAGAGGACCAAAGACCCGAACGCCCCGAAGCGGGCCCUCUCGGCCUUCUUCUGGUUCUGUAACGACGAGCGCCCGCGAGUUAAGGAGACUAUGAAUGACGCGACCGUCGGAGAGGUGGCCAAAGAACUCGGCCGGCGAUGGAAUGAAUGCACUGAAGACCAGAAGAGCAAAUUCGAGGCGUUGGCCGCCAAAGACAAGGCUCGCUAUGAAAAGGAGAUGAAGGUGUAUAAGGCGAAGAAGGGAAAGCCGGCGCCCGUGAAGGCGCCCCCGAAGAAGGAGGAGUCGGACGAUGACGACGAGGAGGAGGAAGAAGAAGAGGAGGAGGAGGACGACGAUGACGACUGAACACUUGGUCGCACCAGUGCUCGACUCGACCACCAGUUGGGCUCUCAUCACAACUUGAAAUUUGUUCAUAACUUCUCUUUGAUUUUUAUUCAUUUAAUUCUAAACACAAUAAUAAUUCAUAAAUCGAUAGGUUUUUGACUUUUCUUUAUUCACCAGUAAUUUAGUCCCAUUUUUCACAUAAUUAUUCAUUUCAUACAAUUUUAAUGUUCAUUAAAACUGACUUUCGGGCAGAUUUUGGUUGUAAUUCUAUUAUUAGAUUCAAUGGAUUUGUUUUCAAUACUACAAUACAUUGUAUUUCAAAUUAUAACUUAUGAUAAUAACAUUUCUUUGUGUGAGUACUUAAUGUUGAUUACAAUUCAAUUACACACUAAUUGUUUCAUAGAUUUCAAUGUAUUUAAUGUAAGACUUGUCGACAAAUACUAAACUAUUAUUUAAUUAAUCGGAGACUCAUUUGUGGACAAAAUGUCUUGACUUUUAUUAAAAAUUCUUAUCUCUAAA